Messenger RNA from Epinephelus fuscoguttatus (brown-marbled grouper), 7010 nucleotides. RefSeq names its product melatonin receptor 1Bb (gene mtnr1bb). The coding region runs from base 686 to 1780 and encodes 364 amino acids. The record is from RefSeq and is a predicted model, not a curated record. Gene Ontology annotation, molecular function: melatonin receptor activity. Gene Ontology annotation, biological process: G protein-coupled receptor signaling pathway. Gene Ontology annotation, cellular component: membrane. Lineage: Eukaryota; Metazoa; Chordata; Actinopteri; Perciformes; Serranidae. The transcript has 4 exons.
UCCCCAUCCUGCUGUGUGCCUGACUGAGGGGCUCCUCUGUGAUAUUUACCACAGUGCCUCCUCGCCACGCACAGCGCCGGUUGCGUCGUAGUUCAGCGCGUGGCAAGGGCAUCACAAAUGGUUAGGGAAGACAAUUUGUUCCUCCGUUUGUUCAGAGAAUAGCAAAUUAAAUCGGCAGGACUCCUGAGGCGGUACAAUGGUUUGACAUUUUAGAAAGGAAUAGCCUUCUUUUUUUCCCAACGUGGGCGCAUGCAUACGAAUGAGAGUCAGAGAUGCCAAGCAGCAAGCCAGGGGCACUUGGAGAGGAUGAAGACUUGAAAUAUGAGUGGACCGGACCUUCUUUUAUGAAAUAUUAUCUAAACGACAAAUAAUUUGCAUUUUCUCACAAGGGAGGAGUUGUGGCACCGCCUCAGCCUUUGUUGGCACAUAGAUGGAUGACUUUUGUGCGAGGAUAAAGAAAGCGAAGAGUCCCUGUAACUUUAUAUAGGUCACACGUGAGCGACGCGUAAUAUCAAGUAACUCAAACAUUGCCUUUAAGUAGCAGACUUGGCGUGCGCUCUUGUGGAACUCGGGGAGGCAUCCAGGUGCGCUCCAUGUUUCGUUUAGGACACACCGGUACCGGCAGUGCCUGCGGGACAUAAAGCACAGUUGGGACUUGAGAGCAGCGUUUGGCUGUUGGCCAGUGAUGCCGGACACAUUCACAAUCAUAAAGAACCGGACAGAGCCACGGCUGGGGCAGCUAGAGCGCACACUGGCCACGGAAGGGAGCGCCCGCCCCGCCUGGGUCAUAGCAAUCCUGGCCAGCGUUUUGAUCUUCACCACGGUGGUGGACGUGCUGGGAAAUCUGCUGGUGAUCAUCUCGGUGUUCAGGAACCGCAAGCUGAGGAACUCGGGUAACGUGUUUGUGGUGAGUUUGGCCUUUGCUGACCUCGUGGUAGCCUUCUACCCCUACCCCUUGGUUCUUUAUGCUCUCUUUCAUGAUGGAUGGGCACUGGGAAACAUUCAGUGCAUGGUCAGUGGUUUCCUUAUGGGGCUGAGUGUCAUCGGUUCCAUUUUCAACAUCACUGGGAUUGCAGUGAACAGAUACUGCUACAUCUGCCACUCGUUCUCCUACAGUCGGCUGUACAGCUAUCGCAACACUCUGCUGUUUGUUGCCUUAAUUUGGCUGCUCACAGUAGUGGCAAUUGUCCCCAAUUUCUUCGUUGGCUCCCUGCGCUAUGAUCCGCGGGUGUACUCCUGCACCUUCGCCCAGAAUGUCAGCAGUUCCUACACAGUGGCAGUAGUGGUGGUUCACUUCUUGGUUCCCAUCGCAGUGGUCACCUUCUGUUAUUUACGCAUCUGGGUGCUUGUGAUUCAGGUGCGACGUAAAGUGAAGACAGAGGAGAGCCCUCGCCUCAGACCAAGUGACUUGCGGAAUUUCAUCACCAUGUUUGUGGUCUUUGUGCUCUUUGCCAUCUGCUGGGCUCCGCUCAACCUGAUUGGCUUGGCGGUGGCCAUAGAUCCGUCCCGUGUGGCUCCCCGUAUCCCCGAGUGGCUUUUCGUGGUCAGCUACUUCAUGGCCUACUUCAAUAGCUGUCUGAAUGCCAUCAUCUAUGGCUUACUCAACAGGAAUUUUAGGAACGAGUACAAACGCAUUGUCACCUCCGUCUGGGUGACUCGGCUUUUUGUGACAGAGACUUCGCGAGCCGCCACGGACGGCAGGAGCAUGAGGAGCAAGCAAUCGCCGCCUCCGCCGCUCAACAACAAUGAGUCGGUCAGAGAUCGUACAAACAAAGAAUGAAAUCUGAAACCUUUGAGCCUGUUAAGUGGUAAUUCCUGUUUUUAUGUGACAUCCAGGUUGUGCAGCUAAAGAGUAACAAGUAACAGAUGAAACUUGAUUGCAUGGCUCAGUUUUCUUUAAGUUCUUAUUGAUCAGAACUAGGCACAACAUGUUUCUAUCUGUGGAGAAAUUUUUCUAAUCAUUUUUAAAGUUGUGAAGAACUACGUAAUUACCUGCACAGAGGUUAUGUUUUCUUGUUCAGUUUGUUUGUUUGUCAUCGGGAUUAUGGAAAAACUCCAGGCCUGAUUUCCAUUCAACUUGGUGCGAGGGUGUAGCAUGGGCCAAGGUAGCACCCAUUAAAUUUUGGAGUGGAUUCAAAUCACGGGGCAGAUACACAAAUUCACUUUCAUUAACAUUGCAAGAUAGGGCCUCCUUGGCGGAGGUCUGCCCUCUCUGGUGCCCUUCUAGUUAAUAUAAUGAGUUCUGAGAGUUCAUUGUUUGGUCCAUUUUACCCAUCAACUUUGUUAAAAUGCUCAAUCAGUAUUCUCUGUGAUUCUCAACCACUAAGCAUCAACAGAGCAAACAUUUUUAGAGAUGUUGUUAUGUCCUGGGAGGACAGAGCCAUGCAUUGCAGUUUCAUUUUGCUUGUACUCUAAAAACAAUCUGAAUGGUACUUAAAUAUUUCUUAAAAAAUGUAAUAUCCUUUAAUGUCUGCUGCUUUAGACAUAUUUCACAAAAUGGGGUAACCACUAGUAAACAUACACCUCUUUUUAGUAACUUCAAAAGCCUCAAAUAGUACAACUCGCCUCACCUGAAUGCUACACUAGAAGAGGAGGAGACAGGGUUUGACGUGGUGACAGUAAUGUGGUCAGUAGCAUAAACUCCAUGCUGCCUGCUCUCACCCUCUUGCACUGUUAAGACUGACAAAAAAUACUUAGUAAUUAAUAUAGUAUCCUACAUUAAUUCAGGAAAUGAAGCUACUGAUGGAUGACACAAAGCAAGUCAUGUUCAAAUCCAGCACCACACCUUGUAGGAAGUGCCAUUUAACAUGGCUGCUUUAGUUUUUGAAAGUUCUGACACAAAUGGUGCAUGUGAUGUAGCAGGUGGAGGACACCUACAGAUCUACUAUUGCUGCUGUAUUCAUCAUUCUGCAUAACACCACACCACUAAUUAUACCUCUCAGCUGCUGCAGUUGGACCAUUAUGUAACUUUAAUACUAAUUUAUAGGUCACUGUAGGCUGCAUGCAAAGCCUCCCUAGUUAUCAUCUUUUAUAUAAAAACAGUUUCCUACAACACGCAAAAGCAUUGUGAGAAAAAAAUGAUCAGCCUAUUUCUGAGACAGCUCUUCUAAUUUGUAUUUUCCCAAAAUAUUCUAUUCAUGUUUAAUUGAACAAUAUUGAUUCUUUUUUUUUGUUUUUUUCUACAGGAGUGCAACAUGAGUUUUAUACAGAGCACAAAAAGUAUUUACAGUAUACUGUACCAUCCCUAAAGCACGGCUAGCCUAUAGGCACUUACCUUCAGAAACACAAUAAAUAAAAUCCAAUAUAUAGAAAUGUUUAAACAAUAACAGUUUAUAACCAAGACUAUAAAAUGUUGAGACGGGGCUACCCAGAUAAGGAGACAAAAUAAAUGUUAAUGUACUUUAAGCCUACAAUGGAGGGCACAAUUUUAUUUACACAAUUGGUGGAAAGUAACUAGAUACAUUUACUCAACUCCUGUACUUGCAACACGUUCUCACUCCAACCUCAUAUAUCAACAUUUAGUCAUGGACUUUCCACGUCCACAUAUGACGUGCAAGGUAUCCUUGGUGCUUUGGUUGUUGACAUUCUGGGACGCCGUGUCAAGUUCUGCAUAUUACAUGCAUUGUAAGCAGUACAACAAUGCAAAUUGACUUUUUUUGUUUAGGCAAUAAAAAUGUGGUUAGGUUUAGGAAGAAAGAACAGGAUUUGGCUUUGUAAUCUUACAGGACACAAACACCGCCCUCCCAGGUGAAAGUUGUCGUUUGUACUUAAAGGAUAAUUCAGAUCUUUGACUGGCUGUUAAUGGCUACAGUUCCCCAUCUAUGCUUUUGUCAAACCCACCAGACUCCAUUAAGAAAAACAGUCAUUUUAGAUCGCUGAACUUGGGAGCUGCUGGUAUACCACUGCCUCAGUCAAUUAGUUUGUUUGUGUUACUGUGUGACUUUUGGGAAUCCGAACUAACCCUUGUACAUGUCUGUUCAGAUGAUGUUAAAUUACUGUGUUUGUCAGUGGAGUCUGGCUGUGAAGACAGUGAUAUAAUGGCUUCAAUUCCCUGUCUGAAAUCGCUGUCCGACAGUAAGGUGAAGGGGUUAGAAUAGUGUGAAUAUAGCCUACACUUACAAUGAUAUUGAUCCUUUUAGAUGGGACUUUUUUAAGUGGCUAAAAUAUGUUUUGCUACUUCCCUUGUUCACAUUGCUUAGUUUCUUCCACACUCUUUUUUGUGGCUAAGCAACUCAUACAGCCCCACUUCAAAAUAUCUGAACUAUCCCUUUAAGUACAAUUUUUAGAUGCUUGCACUAAGUUAAGUAUAUGUUGAUGCUGACAUCUUCACACAGUGAGAAUACAACUCUUUAACAUGUUAACAAUACUGCAAUGCAGUAAUUUGUUCAAUUUCAGAAAAUAGCCAGGCGCACAGCACAGAUGAUUCUUUAUGCACCCUAACACUUUGCUAUGCAAAUCCAAACACAGUGGUUGUCAUGAUUCAACAUCAGCUACAUGUAAAAAAUCAUAUCCCCUUAACUGAGAUAGUCCCUGCAUCCAUAUAUUUUACUGAUUCACUGUAAAAUGAUGCUGCUCUCCAGGCCACACAACAAGCCAACAAAAGGACUGAGAUACACAACAAGUUCAGGAUGUUCUCCUGCCUUCUGUGUGAGAAAGCCUCCAGCCCCUGGAAAAAGGAAGCAGAUAAAUACAUUCACUGAAAGUGCAGCAAGCAAUAUAGAAUGAGCACGGGUUCCUUUUGCCUCCUACAUCAUAUGCAGAAUUUGGUAGUCUCAUGCAGUGGUGAUUCUUACUCUUCAUUCUGAACUACUUAUGCAAAAUUUGAGCUUUUUGUUUCAGAUGUAAUUUAUCUUUAUUAAGGUAGUUUAUUUAUUUUCUAAUAAAACAUAUAUUUAAUUCACCAGGGACAAAUUUGAAGCUUUCACUGUGGGAAAAAAACAAAUAAAAAAGGUACAUUAGGGGGAGUGUUUAGGAGUUGUACUGUCACUCGGUCAUAUUUAAUCUGACAGAAGAGUGACUUUCAUUGCCUCUUAACUGGAUAGUGUGUCAAAAAAAUGUAGAUUGUUGAGAAGGUACAGCUCAUAUCUGUAUUCCCAUCUCAGGGUGCCUACCGAACAUUUAGUCGUGUUACACAGUUGUCCGAAACAUUUGCAGUGUAUUAGCUGCCAUAUAAGGGAGUGUGAAGACAUUUCAGAGGGAUAUUUUGUAAAUUAGUGUCAGUGUGGUUUUUAACUGUGGUAUAUUGUUAAUGGCGAUGUAUUCAAAAUGUGUUUUUUUUUAUAUAUGUGAAGCUCAAUAACCCCACACAAUUAACAGGUUAUUACCAGAUAAUGCUUAACCUCCCUUUCCAUUAACUCUUCUACAGUUGCAAAGUGCAUCUAAAACAACCUCUGGCUUAGUUGGCAUGUACAUCGCAUCACUACAUAUAUUUGCUUUUCAGUGUGGAGUGAUGGAAUCAACUUCUAAUUGCACAAAUAUCCAAGAAUGACGUUCGACAUUCAUAAUUUUAAUGGUUUUGGUUGGUUGUUUUUUUACACAUUUAAAUUCAUUGCACAUUUGUGUGUUCUUAUACAGGGUAAAAAAUGUGCAAAGCCAUAAAUCAAGAAUGAUAACAGAUGCAAAGCUCAAAGUCGUACUAUAAAUAUUCAUGGGAUAGGACAGAUGCGAGAGCUUUGCAAGCAGAGGAGAAAUAUUUGGAAGCAAACAAUGACAUUUGCCGUGCAGAGGAGGGUAGAAAUCAGGGGUACAUAAAGUUUUCAUUUAAGAGAUGGGAUUUAGAUCAAUAAAGGGAGUGACUAUGUGCUCCUGACAAGAGAGGUGAGAAGGUCAUUCCACCACUGGGAAUGCAGGAGUGGUAUCCAGGUCGCCGCGGGGAAGGAAGAGCUGAACAGCAACACACACACAUACCCACACACAAAAAGAUGUUGUUAGAGUGCAGAGAAAACGAAUGCUCAGACAUCUAGAGAGUGUUUUAGAUGCACUUGGCGGGAUGCAAAGACAUUUAAACACUUUAAACCAAAGAAACGGGCAUAGCUGAUGGACAUUAGGUGUACAAACACUUUGUUAUUGCUGGGGGAAAUUGUAUAACACCUUGGGUCCUUUGAGGUCUUUUUUUCAUUCAAAAGUACUGCCUUACAGUUAACACAAUAGUGUCAAAUUUUGAAUAUCAUGGCAAGUGCCAUAUUUUCUAUUAACAACAAACCCAUUCAGCAAACCUAGUUCACCUCCAUACUGCUUCUUUUUAUGUAUUCAGGAGAGUCGUCUAUAGAAAGUUUUCUCUUCAACAUCCCACAGAAGUUCACACGCAGGCCUCGGGCGGGGGACUCAAUUGCCGAAACAGAAGAACAAAUAUUAUCUUUUUCUCCUUUGUGUUUUCUUUCUAUACACCCCUCAGCGACAUUAUGUAACCAUGUUCAUUUGUGUUCCCUAUGCUCACUGUUGGCACCCUUACUUUGGGCCUUUUUCUCCAUGUGACCAAAUAUGACACCUUGCUCGUCAGCUUAAAGGACAGAUUCGCACACCACUUUUUUGUGCAGCACAACCUCACAGCUUUAAAACUAACCACUCUGCUGCAAUUUCUCACUGGGCUUUAACACAGAAUAAUAUUUAGUCUUCCAAAUCUUAUGAUGAAUCUUGUUUUCAAAAUUGGAAAGCUGGCAUUAUUAAAAUGUUUUCUUUCUGAAAAACAUGUUCAUAAAACCACUUUUUAUUAGUUUUAUAAACUGGAUUUGAAAAAACCUCCAGCUUUUGGGUGUAAGUUAAUAAAACCUGAAAGAAAGCGUAGUUUGGGACGUUAUUUCAUUCUCUGCCACAUAAAUAUGAUGCGGCAAGCUUCCUAUUUUCAAAAAGGAAAUGUAUCCUGGUGUUUGACUGCCAUGUUGGAGUGUUUUUACACCAGGUGAGAUACUGCAGAGGAGUGUCAAGUUAGUUUCUCACAACAGAAGCUACAGGUGUGCUAUGUUUGAUUGUAACUGAGGCAAAAAAAAAGAAAAGAAAAAAAAACAUGUUAA